Messenger RNA from Neoarthrinium moseri, 981 nucleotides. RefSeq lists its product as uncharacterized. The transcript is spliced from 2 exons. The record is from RefSeq and is a predicted model, not a curated record. Lineage: Eukaryota; Fungi; Ascomycota; Sordariomycetes; Amphisphaeriales; Apiosporaceae. Bases 1 to 981 code for a protein of 326 amino acids.
AUGGCCCCUCAAAUCUUGGUUGGAACUGGGACUUGGGGUCACAACCUUUGUAUCGACCAGAUGCGCGAACAGUUGAACAAUUUGGAAAAACUCAAUUGUCGACGGAUCGACACUGCCGCCCUAUAUCCCUUCACCCAUCCCCACCUCGCAGAAAAAUGCCUUGGUGAACUUAAGCACGAUGGACUUCUCAUUGAUACUAAAGCCAUGUGGUUUAAUGGCAGUGACAAUACCCUGACUUUCAAAGCAGUUCAGAAGUCAAUGAACGAGAGUCUAGAGAGGUUGAAAACUUUAAACGGACAAGGUAACAUCUUUUACUGUCUCGGCCCAGAUCACGUCACCCCCCUCCAAGAGCAAGCCGCCGCCUUCAAUGCGGUAUAUCGUCAGGGAAACUGCGCGGGGACUAGGGUCUGUAACAUGUCGCCCAAGUCGUUUGAGGAGAUUCUCGAUAUCUGUGAAACCCAGGGCUAUGUCAAGCCCCGCGUGUUUCAAGGCCAGUAUAAUCUCUUAUGCCGGAACUACGAGAAAACGCUGCUACCACUUCUUCGAAAACACAACGUCGCCUUCGUAGCGUACUCACCUCUUGCCGGGGGGGUGCUGACUGGAAAGGUCACCUUCUCUCACAACAACCCCGAGAACCUCCGGGGAACCCGCUUCGAAGUAUCCAAGGACAACGUCAUGGGCAUGGUAGGCCGGAAGUGGUAUGAUAAGCCCGUUUUUCACGAUGCAAUACACAAAAUGGCAACAUAUUGUGAGACGUAUGGGAUCGAUAUGGCCGAGGCAAGCAUGCGAUGGAUAUUGAACCAUUCAGCCCUAAACGGGGCGCUGGGGGACGGCGUGAUUGUCGGGCCGCGCAAUCAGGCACAACUAGAUACAUACGCUGCUGGUAUCCACAACGGCCCUCUUCCGGAUAACCUCGUAGAAGAUCUCAACGGUCUCUUUGAGGGGCUAGAGGACGCCGCAGCACCUAUUCUAGUAUACUGA